Messenger RNA from Ostertagia ostertagi, 180 nucleotides. Lineage: Eukaryota; Metazoa; Nematoda; Chromadorea; Rhabditida; Trichostrongylidae. The record is from the annotation of a GenBank genome assembly.
AUGGGCACUGUCGCGAAACAUUUCCCCGGACAACGUAUGAUUGUAUACAACUUGGGAAAUAUUGAGAGGAAUACUUUCAAGGAUUUCAGCUUUAUUGAAUUCCGAGAUUUCAACUUCUCACAUUAUCCCGAUUACGUCAAGAAUUUGGAUGAGUAUCGCUGGAAACCGAUAAUUAUUGCG